GCGCUGACAUAAACACUGCCCAGUAGCUUCGCGUGACCUCUAACCCAGAUUUGGUUCUGACCAAAACACGCUAACAUUUUAUAGUCGUGUAGCUUCUGAAAUGGAUGAAAACAACAAAUCGAGUUCGCGGGAUUUGCUGUCGUGUGGCAACGGUGGAGGUCUCGCUGAGAAGUUGCUACUUAAAUCAUCAGAAGGCCUCAAGACAGAAAGAGUCCCAAGGAGCAACGUGAUGGCACGGCUGCAGAGUUUCCUCCCGCAGAUGGCGGAAGCCAAUCGAAAGCUGAAGCAGCAGAUGGAGGAAAGUCCUGGGGGACAUUUCGACAUCGAGGACGUCCAGACGGCGGAGAAAGUGAUCGAGAUGGACAUCGCGCUGGUGGAGCUCAGCGGGUCGGACGCGGACUCUGAGGACGACGACGACCGGGAUUCUUCGGACUCUGAAUCCGAGACAGUUUUAACUGAGCGCAACCUUAAACUGCCGGGGCGCAAAUGCAAGGAGGAAAAUGUCAACAUUCAGGUUGUGGAGCAUCCGGACAAAUAGAUGUGU
This is a messenger RNA of Syngnathoides biaculeatus (alligator pipefish), 544 nucleotides long. It is a transcript of the gene nopchap1, whose product is annotated as NOP protein chaperone 1. The transcript is spliced from 4 exons. The record is from RefSeq and is a predicted model, not a curated record. NCBI's taxonomy places the organism in Eukaryota, Metazoa, Chordata, Actinopteri, Syngnathiformes, Syngnathidae. Gene Ontology annotation, biological process: box C/D snoRNP assembly. Gene Ontology annotation, molecular function: box C/D methylation guide snoRNP complex binding. Bases 101 to 538 code for a protein of 145 amino acids.